Dibothriocephalus latus is the source of this 696-nucleotide messenger RNA. NCBI's taxonomy places the organism in Eukaryota, Metazoa, Platyhelminthes, Cestoda, Diphyllobothriidea, Diphyllobothriidae. The record is from the annotation of a GenBank genome assembly.
UGUCUGAAAAUAGUCAGCAAUGUUAUCCAAGUACGUCGUAAGGUUCAAAGCGAAUGCGCUUAUCAAGUGUUGAAGGAACCAGUACAAUCCAUGAGGAUCCUGAUAUCGCUUGCUAAACGUAUUCGUAAAGGUCCUUGCGACGCACUCCACAUCCUUCUCGGGGACUUCACCUUUGUUCGCGAACCCUGCGGCCCGACAUUGCCAAUGGACAAAGAACCCCGCCAAAUAAACUACAACCACUGUGGGCGACCAAAUAAUUCUGUGUAUGACCGGGACCAGGAAGAUGAAGUUGAGUACAAUUUAGGAACUCCACUUGAACGGCGGAGCAGGGUCCCUGGGUCACCUCCUGGCCCAGUUGAAGAGGUAAACCACCAGGAAGCCACCGCACUGCAGCCCUCAUCCGGAGACAACGGCACCGUAAUGCCUGAUGUCGAGGGGCAGCAGUACUCCACCAUUCACAACAUACUUUUGGAUAUUGAGCGCCAACUGGCUUCAGGGUUGCAGGAAAUAAUAACCGAACUAAUUGCCAUUAAGGGUCGAUUAGCCGUGAUAGAGGAUGCUGUUCUCGGACGAUCUAUAGCAAUGACUGGGAUAUCCCAGCCGUCAUCUGACUACGACGACGACUACGGCUCCAUGUCCGAUUCCGAGUCCACAUCGUCCAUUCACACAUAGGAGGCGAAAAAGGAACGGCGAUGA